UCCAUGUAUAUUUAUAUUCUCUGUCUAUAUAUACACACACACCAUAUGCAAAACUCAAAAACUUGUACCAAAACGAAAUAUUUCACAUAAACCAGAAAGAAAUGGAUAGCAAAAGCUUACGAUUUGCUCCAAUCAUGAUAGUUCUUUUCAUCAUCUUGUGUGUACCUUAUGCUAUAUCUCAAGAAGUUGAUGAUGAACAUGAGUUCACAUAUGAUGUGGAUAGUCCCAACGGGCCGGAUCAUUGGGGAGAGAUCCAUCCAGAGUGGAGCAUGUGUAAUCAAGGAGACUUGCAGUCACCAAUUGAUCUCACACAUAAAAGAGUCCAAACAACUUCAAGUCUUGGAAGACUAGAUAGAGAUUAUAAAUAUGCAAACGCGACCCUUAUUAACCGAGGUCAUGAUAUGAUGUUGAGAUGGGCCGGGGGAGCAGGACAUAUUACCAUAAAUGGAACCGAGUAUCAGCUUAAUCAGCUUCAUUGGCACACCCCUACCGAGCAUACCGUCAAUGGCCGAAGAUACAAUCUGGAGCUACAUUUGGUUCAUCAAAGUACAGAUGCAAAAAUUGCAGUGGUUGGGAUAAUGUACAAAAUUGGUCGUCCUGAUUCAACUUUAUCAUUGAUGGAACCAUAUUUUAAAGCAUUGGCUUCUACAAAAGGAGUCGAGAUGAGCGUAGGAAUUGUUGAUCCACGAGAAAUUAAAAUUGGGAGCAGAAAAUAUUAUCGAUAUAUUGGCUCACUUACAACUCCUCCAUGCUAUCAAAAUGUUAUUUGGACGAUUGUUAAAAAGGUGAGAACAGUUUCUCGAGAACAACUACAUUCAAUCCACGGAGCUGUCCAUGAUGAUGCGGAAGCUAAUUCAAGGCCAAUUCAACCUUUGAAUAGCCGUUGGAUAAAGCUUUAUCGGCCCGAUGAUCAACCAAAUAAAUAAUUGCUUGCACCAUUUUUUUGUUAAUUUAUAGCUCAAAUUCCUAUUAAUUUAAUUUAGUUUAUUUGGUAUUAAAAGUUGUAUGCAUAAAUAAGAUUCAUUGUUACUUUGCUUA
Molecule: messenger RNA, 1038 nt
Organism: Helianthus annuus (common sunflower)
Lineage: Eukaryota; Viridiplantae; Streptophyta; Magnoliopsida; Asterales; Asteraceae
Product: alpha carbonic anhydrase 7
Exons: 7
Coding region: 102-926 (274 amino acids)
Molecular function (GO): carbonate dehydratase activity; zinc ion binding
Source: RefSeq, a predicted model, not a curated record